Mizuhopecten yessoensis (Yesso scallop) is the source of this 1349-nucleotide messenger RNA. RefSeq names its product alpha-(1,3)-fucosyltransferase C-like. The transcript has 3 exons. NCBI's taxonomy places the organism in Eukaryota, Metazoa, Mollusca, Bivalvia, Pectinida, Pectinidae. Gene Ontology annotation, cellular component: membrane. The record is from RefSeq and is a predicted model, not a curated record. The coding region runs from base 184 to 1326 and encodes 380 amino acids. Gene Ontology annotation, molecular function: alpha-(1->3)-fucosyltransferase activity.
AAUAUCAAUUAAAUGGAUUGGUAACAAAUAGCAUUAAUGUACUAUAUGAAGAACUACGUUAAAUGCAUGACGUGGAGAAAUCUUUUGAUGACCGAAGCACCGCCGACGAUUCCAUUGUGAGCUUAUUAUGAAAUACUUAUCUCUUCACUGAAUAUAAAGCCGAACGGGGGACCAAGGAGGAAGAUGAUGCCGAUGGAAGCUCGGAAUCACUUUUCAGACAUCAGAUACAUCAUGACUAUAACCAGGCUGAAACGAUUAUUCGCCUGCAGUGUCGUAGUCGUGGUUCUCAUGUUCUUGUAUGUCGAACACGUGAGAUAUAAAAGAAAACCAGAUACAAACAAACGCCUACAUAGAACACCCAAGAACACAUCAAUUGAGGUCUUCUUCUACAACAGGCCGUCCGACUUUAGUCUUAACGUCUUCAAAGACUGUGACUACGCCUGUCACAUGAUUGACCAGGGGGACUACAACAGAAGCUACGCUGUUGUGUUCCACUCCGCUACACUGUAUAAUGAGCUACCUCUACGGAAACAAAAUGACCAUAUUUGGGUGUUUUACACCUUGGAACCACCACACCGUCACCCACAGGCGUACAAACUUAAACGAUGGAAAGGCUUGUUCAACUGGACAAUCGGUUACAGAAGGGAUGCCGAUAUCUUAAAUACGUAUGGGAGGGUUAAUACGUUAUCUCCUGAACGACAGAAUGAGAUGAAACAAAAGGCAAACGUUUCGAGAAGGUGGAAAGAAAAGACCGAACAAGCCGCAUGGUUUGUUUCUAACUGUGUUGACGAGGCGAAAAGAGGCGACUAUGUGCGCAUGCUCCAAAAACAUAUAUUCGUCGAUGUAUACGGUAAAUGUGGACCGCUUAAAUGUCCAAAAUCGCAAGACCCUGAAUGUCAACGAAUGUUAAAGGAAAAGUAUAAAUUUUACAUGGCUUUUGAAAGUCAAUUCUGUCGAGAUUACAUAACAGAGAAAAUUUUCAAGAUUUACUGGGACAAUACUGGCGCUAUACCUAUAGGUAGAGGGGGCGCUAAUUACAGUAUGUAUUUGCCACCUGAUUCGUAUAUAAGUACAGAAACGUUCAAGUCCGUCAAGGAAUUAGGGAAACGGAUGACUGUUUUGUCUAAUGACGCUACUAAGUCCGCGCACUACUGCCAGUGGCAGAAACAUUAUUAUAUGCAGUCAAUGGCCCAAGAGCCAUUUUGUGAAUUGUGUAGAAAACUACACGAUCCAAUGAAAUAUCGACGUGUGUACAAUGAUAUAAAUAAUUGGUUAAGGGGCUCACGUGAUGUUGAAAUAUGUAAACCGCGGAUGGAUUUACAUUAAAAUGUUGUCAUAUGAACAUGUAA